AUGAUUAUAAAACUAGUUUAUAAUAAGGAAAUACAUCUGUUCAAAUUAGAGAAUCCAGUUCUUGAAUAAAUAAAGAAUCAUAUUAUAAAAUUACAUCCUUAAAUAAAUUAGAACUAUAAUUUAUUUUAUAAAGAUGAUGAUGGUGAUUCAAUAAGCAUAAGUUCAGAUGAAGAUUUAAAAGUUUUAAUGGAGAGUGUAAAGAAUUAAACUGUUAAGAUUACGAUAGAACCAUUUAAUACAUGGAUUUGCAAAUAUUGUACAUUUGAAAAUUUAGAUGGAAUUAUUUGUGGAGCAUGUUCUUAAUAUAAAGAACCCGGGCCUUAAUAAUAAUAAUAAUAAUAAUAUGUUUAAUACAAUUAACCAUAAUAUCCAGCAUAAUCUUAUCCUCCUUAAUAAUAUCUUUAAUAACCUCCUUUUAUUCCUCCAUAACAUUUUCCUUAAUUUGGUAUGAUUCCUCCUUAAAUGCCUCCUCAUUUAGGAUAAUUUGAAUUUGGACAUCCACCUCAUCAUAUGUUUGGAGGUUUUCAUCAUCAUUUUAAACAUCAUCAUCGUCAUCAUCAUAUGAAAUGGCAUAAAUUAAAAGAAAUAAUGAAGAAUCCUUAAUUUAAAUAACAAAAAGAAAAACUAUAGCAAUUGUUAAAGGAAGUGAGUUAGACUUUAAAAAAUACAAUAGGAAAUCAAUAGUAUUAUUAGUAUAAUAAUUAAUUAAUUAAUUUAAUAGAUAUUAGUAAUAAUGGCCUUGGAGUGAUUUAGAUGAAUAAAGGGCAACUAGAUUAGCAGAAGUGUUAUAAUGCAAUUAAGAAUAAGCAAGAGAAUAUUUAAUGAUAUUCAGAGACUUAACAUUAGAUGAAAUAGUUAUGAUGGUAGAAAAUGCAGAAUGA
Messenger RNA from Paramecium sonneborni, 881 nucleotides. NCBI's taxonomy places the organism in Eukaryota, Ciliophora, Oligohymenophorea, Peniculida, Parameciidae. The record is from the annotation of a GenBank genome assembly.